Camarhynchus parvulus is the source of this 571-nucleotide messenger RNA. Its product is annotated as large neutral amino acids transporter small subunit 2-like. Gene Ontology annotation, cellular component: membrane. Gene Ontology annotation, biological process: amino acid transmembrane transport; neutral amino acid transport. Gene Ontology annotation, molecular function: neutral L-amino acid transmembrane transporter activity; L-amino acid transmembrane transporter activity. The transcript has 4 exons. The record is from RefSeq and is a predicted model, not a curated record. The annotation marks the transcript as partial. Lineage: Eukaryota; Metazoa; Chordata; Aves; Passeriformes; Thraupidae.
AUGGCGAAAAACGGUCAAAAACGGGGAAAAUCCGGCGAAAAGCGGGGAGGAAAUGGCUCCAAAAUGACCCAAAUUGACCCAAAAUUGGCCCCAAAUUUGCCUGAUUCCCUGAGUGAUCGCAAAAGUCUCAAAAUUUUGGGAAUUCCCAAAAAAUCCGGGAAAAAACGGGUGCUGCUGACGUGGGUGAACUGCCGCAGCGUGCGCUGGGCCACGCGGGUGCAGGACGUGUUCACGGCGGGGAAGCUGCUGGCGCUGGCGCUCAUCGUGGGCGCCGGGGCCGUGCUCAUCGCCCGCUGGGAGAACUUUUGGCUCCGCCCCUCGCAGGCGUUCUCGUGGUGGGCGGAGCCGGGGGCGGGGCCUCUGUUCCUGGCCUGCCUGCAGGGCUCGUUCGCCUACGGCGGCUGGAACUUCCUCAACUACGUCACCGAGGAGCUGGUGGAGCCCCAGAGGAACCUUCCCCUGGCCAUCGCCAUCUCCAUCCCGCUGGUGACGUUCCUCUACGUGGCGGCCAACGUGGCGUACCUGGCUGCCAUGAGCCCCAGGGAGAUCCUGCAGAGCUCCGCGCGGUCGC